This is a messenger RNA of Cucumis sativus (cucumber), 3061 nucleotides long. RefSeq names its product DNA replication licensing factor MCM6. The record is from RefSeq and is a predicted model, not a curated record. Gene Ontology annotation, biological process: mitotic DNA replication; DNA replication initiation; double-strand break repair via break-induced replication. NCBI's taxonomy places the organism in Eukaryota, Viridiplantae, Streptophyta, Magnoliopsida, Cucurbitales, Cucurbitaceae. Gene Ontology annotation, cellular component: nucleus; MCM complex. The transcript is spliced from 18 exons. Bases 104 to 2623 code for a protein of 839 amino acids. Gene Ontology annotation, molecular function: ATP binding; single-stranded 3'-5' DNA helicase activity; single-stranded DNA binding.
AAGUCGAACACAAUUCGACUGCAAACCCUUUCUCGCACUCUCGACUCACAAUACCUCAACUCAACUUUCCCUAUCUCAAUUCUCCUGCAACAGACAAACAACCAUGGAGAGCCAUGGAGCCGGUAGUUAUUUCGUUGACGAGAAGGCCGUUCUUGUUGAGAACAUUUUCUUCGACUUCCUUAAAAGUUUUCGCAUCAAUGGGAACUCUGGUGACCCUUACUACGAGGCAGAGGUAGAAGCGAUGAUGGCUGGCGAAUCUAACACCAUGUUCAUUGAUUUUGCUCACCUCAUGGGCUCCAAUAAUCUUCUUAACAUUGCAAUCGCCGACGAAUAUCUGAGGUUUGAACCAUACCUGAAGAACGCUUGUAAGCGAUUCGUAACGGAGCAGAAUCCUUCUUUCAUCGCUGACGAUAACCCCUUCAAGGACAUAAAUGUUGCUUUCUUUAACAUUCCUGUCUCUAAAAGGUUGAGAGAAUUGACUACUGCGGAGAUUGGGAAAUUAGUAUCCGUGACAGGAGUGGUGACGCGGACAAGCGAGGUCCGACCAGAGCUUCUACAGGGGACCUUUAAGUGCUUAGAAUGUGGAAAUGUCAUAAAGAAUGUCGAACAACAAUUUAAGUACACCGAGCCAACAAUAUGCAUGAACCCAACCUGUUCGAAUAGAACAAAGUGGGCACUACUUCGGCAAGAGAGUAAAUUCGCUGAUUGGCAGAGGGUGCGAAUGCAAGAGACUUCAGAGGAGAUUCCAGCUGGCUCUCUUCCACGAUCCUUGGAUGUUAUUCUCCGCCAUGAAAUGGUCGAACGAGCUAGGGCUGGAGACACGGUCAUCUUCGCGGGUACAGUAGUUGUCAUACCAGAUAUAUUAGCAUUAGCCUCUCCAGGAGAAAGAGCAGAAUGUCGUCGAGAAGCUUCAGAGCGAAGAAACUCUGCAGUUGGACAUGAAGGAAUGAGGGGGUUACGAGCACUAGGAGUGAGGGACCUGUCCUAUCGCCUGGCCUUUAUUGCCAAUUCAGUUCAGGUUUUAGAUGGCAGAAGGAAUUUUGACAUCAGAAAUAGGAAAAAGGAUGCGGAUGAAGAUAGCCAACAGUUUACCACUGGAGAGCUGGAUGACGUUCAAAGGAUGAGGAAUACACCUGACUUUUUCAACAGACUUGUUGAUAGCAUUGCACCUGCAGUCUUUGGCCAUCAAGACAUCAAGCGAGCAAUCUUGCUGAUGCUGUUAGGUGGUGUCCACAAGUUAACUCAUGAAGGCAUUAACCUUCGAGGUGACAUCAACGUCUGUAUAGUAGGAGAUCCAAGCUGUGCGAAAUCUCAGUUUCUUAAGUAUACUUCAGGUAUUGUGCCAAGAUCAGUUUACACAUCUGGAAAGUCCUCUUCUGCUGCUGGAUUGACUGCAACUGUAGCCAAAGAACCAGAAACUGGGGAAUUUUGUAUUGAGGCUGGUGCCUUGAUGCUUGCCGACAAUGGUAUUUGCUGUAUUGAUGAAUUUGACAAAAUGGACAUCAGGGAUCAGGUUGCAAUUCAUGAAGCUAUGGAGCAGCAGACCAUAAGCAUAACAAAAGCCGGAAUACAGGCCACACUAAAUGCUAGGACAUCAAUCCUCGCUGCUGCUAAUCCUGCAGGAGGGCGGUAUGACAAGUCUAAACCACUCAAGUAUAAUGUUGCUCUGCCUCCUGCUAUUCUCUCAAGGUUUGACCUCGUCUACGUGAUGAUAGAUGAUCCAGAUGAUCAAACAGACUACCAUAUCGCCCACCACAUUGUGAGAGUACACCAGAAGCAUGAAGAUGCUCUUGCUCCUGCAUUUACUACUGCAGAGUUGAAGCGUUACAUUGCAUAUGCAAAAACUUUAAAACCAAAGUUAAGUUUAGAAGCCAGAAAAGUAUUGGUGGACUCUUAUGUUGCUCUUCGCAGAGGAGAUACAACUCCUGGAUGUAGGGUUGCCUAUCGCAUGACAGUCAGGCAGCUUGAGGCAUUAAUAAGGUUGUCUGAAGCAAUUGCUCGUAGUUAUUUGGAGACUCUGGUUCAAUCGCGUCAUGUUCGUUUAGCAGUGACUUUACUGAAAACUUCAAUAAUCAGUGUGGAAUCUAGCGAGAUUGACCUAUCUGAAUUUCAAGAAGAAACUAAUGGAGGUGGAGAUGGUGAUAAUAAUGCCGAUGGGCCUAAUGAGGUUGAUGCUGAACCUAGGAACGGUGCAACAGAGGCAACUACUGGAAAUAGUGAAAUGGGUUCAGGUUCUGGAAAUAGUCAACAUAGGAAGGAGAAACUUUUCGUGAGCGAUGAAUAUUUUCAGAGAGUUACCCAAGCCCUUGUGAUGCGCCUCAGACAGCACGAAGAAUAUGUGAAUCAAGAAGGACCUGGGCUGGCGGGAAUGAGGCAGAGAGACUUAAUUGAAUGGUAUGUGGAUCAACAGAACGAAAGAAAUAGCUAUAGCUCCAUGGAGGAGGCAAAUAAAGAAAUUAAAUUAGUUAGAGCUAUUAUCCAGCAUUUGAUAGUGCAGGAAGGUCAUUUGAUAGUGGUAGAUGAUGGGAGGCCGGUAGAUGGCGAGGUUGAAGGCGAAUCAUCAUCAAUAAGAAUUAGAAAUAACAGGAUUCUAGUUGUGGCUCCUAAUUAUGUCGUCGAUUGAAGACAUCAUGUCUGACAACCGAAUCUCCAACUUUUAUGAUUUUUGUCAAUCGAAUUUGCCCAAUUGAGCGUACAUGUGAAAGUUGGUCUUCUAAGAUAGCCAAGAAAGUAAUAGUGGAUUGAUGACAUCAUGAAAACCUGAAUUGACGUUCAAAUUCAUUACUGACAGCGGGUUAAGGCUGGGGGGCUGCAGAGGUAAAUUCAUUCUUGUUUUAUUUGGCAAAUGCCGGAGGUUAAUUUUAAAUAUUUUAGACUUUCUUCGGUACAGGUUGAGGGAAGUGCCUGAUGGAUUCUAUUACGUUGUCAUGUAACAUUAUAACUAACCUAAGUUUGUGGUCGUAUAAGCAAGGUGCUAUUAUAAAAUUUGAAUGCGCAUGACAACGGCUAGUGUUGUAAUUUUUUAUUGUUCACGUAAAAGGUUAUUAGUUAUUUGCUUUCA